GCGUUGCGAGAAGUCACGUCGCUUCCUUUUUGGUGUUUGUCAACAUCAGCUGUAAAUACCAAUCCGAAUCGUUUCUCCGCUGAUCGUCGCGGUAAAUCAUCGAUCGCUGGUCCUAGUUUUAUUUCCAAUCAGUGCGCUGGUUAUUCAGGAUGAGAAGCUGUUAACUUCGGAGUUCUGAAAAUAGUUGCUGGUGAGAUAACCUCGAAAUUUUUCUCCGACGGAGAUCACGCGAACUUGUUUUCCAAGAUUCCGGAAGUUUCGCAUCUGGAUGGCUCUUGGUUCCUUUACCUCGAUGAUGUGUUUUUAAUGUUCUUUAUCCUUCCAAAAUACUAGUUAUCAACGUGUAUUUUCGAGACUUCGUCUGUCACUUCCGCACUAUGGAGCAAUGGUGAUUGAUGAAAUCCCUCCACCGAUGGUCUUAAAAUUAACGAGUAGCUCCUACGAUACCGUUACCACAAAAAUGAAAGACAUGGCAGGAUGCUAGGGACGCGCCCUGUGAUGGAUUGGAAACAUCUCGCAGGGUCAUGGAUUCAACUUUUGACGAUCCUCUGUGCUCUCUCCCUAGCGCCGUCCUGGUGCGACUCCAGUUUGACGUGUAGCCCUGGCAUCGAUUAUGGAGUGACGAUCCCUCGCGGGGACAUCAUCCUGGAGGAAGGGCAGGAGCUGCGGAUCCGGUGCGAGCUGAACGUGAACCACGUGGAGGUGCAGGACAAGAACGCCUCGUCGCUCUACUUCGUGCGCAACGAGACGGAGGUGCCCGGCGAGCUGGUGCGCAUCCUCAACGAGUCGGCCAUCGAGCUCCUGGACCCGGCCCCCAAGCCCUCCGACAGCAUCUACUCCUGCCGCUUCCACCACGAGGACCGCGCUCAGUUCCCCCAGGGCGUCGGCAUCUGCUUGAACAGGGUCUCCGUCGGAUUUCGUCCUGGAAAAUAUCUUGUCACAAAUAUUUCCUGCAUAUCCUACAAUUGGCAAAACCUAACAUGCUCAUGGACACCACCGCAGAAUUUCAUCAAAACAGAAUACCAAAUAGUUCUUUACGAAGUCGGAAAAAGGAAUCCUUACUACAAAUGCCCCGAAACCACAAGAAGAGAAAACAGUUGUACCUGGAGCCAUUCCACCGAACCAAUGUACAGGCAGGCCAUCGAAAACUACAAUAUAACCAUAACAGGAAUCAAUUCUUUUGGGAAACACACUCAAUAUCUCGUUUUCAACAGCUAUGAACGAGUCCUUCCUGAUAAACCGAAACUUAGUGUUUUAAACAAAACUUCAAAUAGCAUUCUACUGCACUGGCAGGUACUAUUCCCUCUCGAAACAUUCCCUCCAGGGUUGAUUCAAAAAGUGGAGUAUCAACCUCGAUGGGAAUCACGUGACCCAUGGCAUACGGCUGACACAAGCUCCUUAGGUUUGAGAAAUGUUAACUAUACGUUUCAUCUCACGAACUUAAAGUAUGCCAACACACACUACGAUAUAAGGGUUUUCAUGAAAUCUGCCAAAGUGGAAGGUGAUUCUCUGUGGUCCGAGCCAGCUAGCGUCACUGUUAAAACCCUGCCUGAUGUUCCAUCCUCACCACCCAAAACAGAUGUUGGCACUUUUGAAAUUGUUCCUCGUGAUCAUCCGCACCAUGAUAGGGAUGUCUAUGUGUACUGGCAGCAAAUUCCUGAUUACAGUAAAAACGGUGAUGAUUUUGAGUACAAAGUAAUUGAAGUGAAAGAAGCGGGAAUCCCAAGAAAUAUACUGCCAACGUAUGUGACCAAAGCCUUUGCCAAGUUUGAUAGGAUCAGCAACAAUGCUCAUGAAUUCACAAUCAUCGCCUCCAACAGGAAAGGACGUUCUGUCAAUAGCUCCAAAGUCUUUGUUCCCAACAAAUUAUUCAUGCCUUCAGAACCUGUAUCAUUUACCAAGGUCGCAUAUGAUCAAGGCAUCUACGAGUUGUCAUGGAAAGCAUCUAACAGACAUCACUUGGUGGACAACUACACAAUCUUUUGGUGCGAUAAUGAAAGAGAGAGACCUUACCAGUGCGAGGGAAUUCUACAAUGGAUUUUUGUGGAUCAGAAUACAUUCAUCAAAAAUGUCACAGUGCCUGACAUCACGAAAAAUUACCAGUUUGCCAUUUCUGCAAAUUCUAAAGAUGGGAGCAGUGGUAUGGUGUGGGCUAAAUGUACAAUCAUACAUAAUAAAGUUAUCGGCAAAAUGAAUGAUGUCUGGGUACAAAAAGUCGGCUCAACCUCCAUAGAAUUAGGUUGGAAAUUAGAUUGUUCUGGCAGAAUUGGUGUUUUGCAAGGGUUCCGCAUUUUCUAUUGUCCCAUCAUCAACUUGCAGAAUCCAGAAUGCACAGAACCGCAACAAAAUACAACUGUAGGAGAUCAGUCAUCAGCAACUAUCCACAAUUUAAGACCAUAUAGAACAUACAGAAUAUCUGUGGCAGUUCUCACAAUUAGUGAAACUGGUGCGCUGAGUGAUCCGAUCUAUGAAACCACUCUCGAAGCAGCUCCUGAGAAGCCUCCGAUGAACUUGCGACUAGGGACAGUCACAAAUACAACAGCACACAUAUCUUGGGACCCUCCUCCUCCUGAAUCGCACAAUGGGGUCAUUAGCUAUUAUGAAAUUAAUUAUAGUUCCUUAACGUACAACACGUCUUUGAAUGAAACUGAGGCACUCCUCACCAACUUAAAAAGUCAUAAAGUUUAUUCUGUGACUGUUAGUGCUUGUACCAAAUCUUGCUCAAAACCAUCCGCCAGCUUGAAGUUCAAAACAAAUAUUGGAACGCCUGGAGAGAUACAGCAACCAAUCGUAAGGUUCACCAACAGCACCCAAGCCCUUGUUUCCUGGUUACCUCCGGCUCUCAAAGGAGGCAAUCUUGAUUUUUACGAUAUUGAAAUCAGUGAUGAUGACAGAAGAAAUUCAACUUUCAUCAUCCGCCAAGCUAACAGAACAGAAACCCUGGUGAGCUGUCCCAACGGCAAAACAAAAACGAAGGAAGUCAGAGUGCGAGCAGUCAACACUGAUGGCAAUAUGACGUACAUUGGACCAUGGUCCUCACCUGGUACCGUUGCAUGCAUAGUAUCAGGAAUGUCUCCAUUCAUGUUGGGUCUGAUUUACAUCUUCUUCUUCACAAUUUUUGCUGGCUGCGCCGUCUGGGCUGGAAAAACGAGUUGGUACCGCUGUGCAAAAAUGAAAGAUUUCGAUGUGAAACUGCCACCUAGUCUGAAUGCCAUCUGUGAUGACAAGAACAAGGAGCAGCAUGAGUGUUCCUUACCAAUGCAGAACUGGUCGGGACAUUCAAGAAAAGAUGAGCACGCGGCGAAAGCAGAAUCUUGUGCUGAUGAAGAGCUACUCCUCCAGAAGAAGGAAAUUGGCUCUGAAAAUGAUGAUGCUGCAGAGGAUUCAGAAAGCAAGCACGAAACAGUCUUUCAAGGGGACAGUCCUACUAUUUCUAACAGUGAUAACAAUCACAGCUCAACUAAAUCUGUACCGAAAUCGAACGAGAAUUACUCGGAUAAGAAAGAUGUUGGUGAGGGCUCCACAUCUAAAGGAAACUCAUCAGAUAGAGAUCUGACAUAUUGCAAAGUUGGAGGUGGCUACGUUUCGAUCGCCCCUAUAUCAGGACCUUCAUCGGCAUCUCAGCCUGCUCCAACGAUUAUCGAGAACCCAUAUGUUCCCAAUCACUUUGAAAACCCUACUGUCAGUAGUUACGUCAAAGCCUUCAACAUACCAAACCCCUCACAGCUGUACUGUCGAAUCGGUUUAGGUCCUCCCGAUAUGCAAACGAUGCCUGAUGCUGGAACAAAAUUACUCCUGAAUCCUGAGCCGAGGUAUGUCACUGUUGGAGAGAGCAUCAAGUUAAACAGGGAAAAGAAUUCCGUAUCAACUUAGAAAGUCUCACUUACCGUGUGAGUUGAAAUUGGUUUUAUCAUUGCCAUGUUCAGUGCAUCUCAGGCUUCACCAGCAAAUUAAUCGAUCUUGAUUUUUUAUUUGAUGCUCAUCUGUUUUGCUCAAAUUUAACUUAACCUUGUACAGUUCUCUAGCAAAAGCUCUUUUAUUUAUUUUAUGUUUUUCCUGAUAAAGUUCAAAGAUUUUAGUUGUCCUUGAGAUAUGAACGACCCUACUCCAAUAGUCUUUUUUCGUCUUUUUCUUACCUAAUGAUCCGAUCAAUGUUCAUUCUUCUGCCAGAAUGACUUCAAGUAGGAUCCCUUCCAAGCAGAAAUAUUUGGUCAUGAUCGUUCAGUACUAGCUUCACUCUUUCAGACUUCUUGCAGAUACCGAAUAUGUGUGAUCAGUGGACCACCAGACAAUGUGCGGAUUUAAGCAACAUGAUGUAUGUUUACACAUAAAAAGGUCUCAUAGAUCAAGAUUUGUGAAAGGAAAAUUAUUGGAAGUAACUUCUAACUGAAAUAUUAACAUUUUAACAUGCAUACAAUCAAACUCCCUGCUCAUGCAACAAACCAUAACCCACCGGAGUUAAAUUGCACACUAAACAACAUAAGGGGAGAGAGGAACACUGCUGUUGAAGUGCACAAUUUGAUUCAAGUAGACUCUUGCUUCUCUUGCGAGUAGGAAAUUCAAAUUUUUUGUAACCAAUGAUAAAAAUGAUAAAAUCUUGGUAUGGAGUUGAUUACAUAGAAGAAGAUAUUCCAGAAUGCUUACAUUUGUACCUUGUGUAAUGGUCCACUCUGCACCAGUCAUGUAUGAUGAAUCCUUGACAGCCUGGUCGACGCGAUUAUUGUGUUCUCAUUGGCUAAAUUACUGGGCAAUAGUAACAUUGUUUUUUGGUUCAAGAAUAAACCAAUUGAAAAAUGCAUCUAGGAGUGUACUCCAAAGUCAGCAACAAUUACUAUUAAAAAAUUUAAAGAACCACUCUAGGUUUUUGUGGUGUAAAGAUAACCAAUGUAUACUUUAAACAUGCAAAUAAAUGCGCUCAUAAGUUUUAAAAAGCAAGUUACAAAGUAAAGUAGCUGUGUCGAUCAGCUAUCAACUUAGUUAUUUGUACUAACUAAGUGACCAAAUAUUUCCAUAGCAUGUUGGUUACAAUGGAACAGUUCCCUUUUUUUUCUUUUUGAAAUGACCCAGUUUUGGAGACGAAAAAGUUCUAUGAACGAGAAUCGUGUAAUCCUUGUUGGAGGGUUUUUAUAGUUUCGAUUUUUUUAUUCUGUUUUAUUUCAUAAUGAUCAUUUUUAUUUUAGCUUUCUGCAAUGAAUCUCUUGUUCAUAUUUUAACUCUGAUGUUUUUAUUAGUUGUAUACACAACACAGAAGUAUACGUAUGUACAUUUUUGUAUAUUUUUCUGUUAUUAUUUUCAGUUUACAUGUUGUUCAAAUUUCACUGGGUGAGCACUUGGUGAGAAGAGCAGUUGUUAUAUUUCUGAAUUAAUGUGUAUGCUUUUCACUGUCUAUGAAUGUGGGGAAAAAGAAAUGAAGGUCAUUCAAAGAGACGACCCUACAACAGUGAAAACAUUUUUUGACAUGUUUAUCAUUUUCAAAUUUAAACUUUGUUUUUUCAUGAUCAUUGCUCACAAAUUCAGAACUCCUAUACAAAUUUUUGCAUCGUGUGAAAUACAUACUAUUUUUUAUUGUGAUUUUACAAGUAUGUUUAAGUCAUAGAAAUGUUACUUAUUUUUUUAAUGAUUUUGAAGCUAGCUUCUUUUUUAAUCGAUAAAUUCCGGCUCCCAACUUUUAUCUUUCAUUUUUACAUCAAUCCACAGAUUUGUUCAAACUACAAACACUAAAAAUGAUUCAUUGAAUACGAUUGCAUACUACUUUUUCAGAUUGUAUCUGGCAGCAGGGUAAUCCUGUUUAGCCCUUAGUUUUCUGUGCUAUUUUUUACUAAAAUAUUGUCUUUCGCCUAAUUUGAUCCAUCUUUUCAGUUUGAUUAUUAUGUAUAUAUCCUUCUGAUCAGUCGUUUGGAUGUAAAUCAAGUGAAGAGUUUCAAAUUCUAAGUGUGAAUUGUCAUUACAGAAAUUUUCAGAAGUUAAUGAUCAAUUCAUCAGUGAAUCAAUGUUGAAUCUCAAGUAAUAGUCUGAAUCAUAUUUUUCUGAAAUAUUCUGUGAUUAGCUUUCUUUGAGUUCCUCUGUAAUGCAGACCCAUGUCCAAACAUUUGGCCUCAGUUGUAUGAUUUUACAGUCUCUUUAGUUUUAAAGAUGUCCCUCUUACACGCCAAUCAGCGUCUCAUUUCAAGGUGAAUCUGUAGUGAGAGUAAGCAAACAUUCAGAUAUUGAACAAGUUUUUCUAAAAUAUUGGUUUUGCUUUAAAGUUGUGUCGAAAAUAGAAUCAAUCACGUUUAGAGGUACAUUUCAGCUCUUUCUUCCCCAAAAAAUCCAAUUUGCAAACCCUAAAAUAAUGCUAAAUGUAUGCAAACGAAAAAAUCAACUGUUAGAUUCGAUUAUUCGAAUGUAGUAUUUCACGUUUGUAUACUCUCAGCUUUAUUUUAAGCUUUACAACAUAAACACUUUAGUAAAAAACAGCUGAAGAGUGCUUCUAUGCGUAAUUAACUUGGUUUUUUUGUUGCUGAAAGUUUGAAGUGUAGCAACAUUUGUUCGAAAUCUUCAUGUUUGUUUACUUUUGGUGUAGACUCAACUUAGAUUUCUAAAUCAGUUACGUCAUUUUCUGUCGAUCAAUUCAUUACUCAAUUAUCAAUAUUUCUGAUGAAGCAAAUCAAUUAUGUAGUUAUUAAAAUAAUUUAUACAAUUGCUCAUUCAUGAAGAAUCUUACAUAUUUUGAUUUAAUCUCAGGUUCCUUAAGAGGAGAUUAAUGUUUCCUUGUCAUUAAAAAAAUGCAUUUAAAUUUUAAGAUCUAAAACUUUUUGCUUGCUUAAUGUCAAGCAUUUUAACCUAGUCAAUUUUGUGCUGAAUUGAAAUCAAAUGUGUAUCAAUAUUAUAAUUUUAUAAUUUUGUAAAUGCUGUACAUACUUGCCUCUGCUCUGUAAGUAUAGUACAAUAAGAAAUUUUCAGAUUAAUCCUUGCUUUUAAGUUACGAAUUUGUGUAAUCAAGCUUCGAGCAAAUUAAUGAAAAACCAUGAUCAAACGUUAAAAUAUGUGGGAAAAAAAUAGUCGGAAAAGUAGUCUUAAGGGCUGCUUCUCAAGAUGUUGUGAUAAUGUGAAAAAAACUCCAAAACACAGGGAAUAUUUACUGAUAUAAAAAAAUGUACUGCCAUGAAAUGAGAAGUAAGAAAGCUCAAAUAGAAUCUAUAUUCCAUUAAUCGAUUUAUUCCAUCCGAUAAUCAAUUUAUACAUUCAAAUAAUCAGUUUUUUUUCUCAAAUUAUCAAUUUAUUCCGUCUGAUAAUUAAUUUAAUCACUCAAAUAAUCAGUUUUUUCUCUAAAAUAAUCAAUUUAUUCAUUCAAAUAAUCAUUUUUUUUUCUUUUAAAUAAUCAAGUUAUCAUCAAUUCUGAUUAUAUUCAAGACAAUGCAUAUGAUCACAAGUCAAUAUUUUUUCCUAACUUCACAUAUUCAAAUAUGUAUUUUUUCAAAGAUUUUAGCAGAUCGUCCCAGAAAAGAAUGCACAAAUUUUUUUAAAAAAUCGGGAAAUAUUUAAAAAAGCGCUGAUUUCUGCUUUCAUCAUGAGAGAGGGCUUUGGAAUGUCCAAGUCUCUAUACUUCUCUAUCCAACGGUAUAUGGGUAACUACAUAUUAUAUUUACUUUCAGUAUACAAUCUGUUUCACCCUUCUAUUUUUUCAUGGUUUGUGUUUCUUUCUUGGCUUAUAAAUUUUAGUUUUGAUUUUUGUGUUAUUUUUAUGUCUUCAUUGUGUUCAUGCGCCAUUAUCAUUUUGUUUUUGUUUUUUAUUCAUUACUUUUCAUGUAAUUGUAUGAAAUCUUUCAGUGUAUUUUAUCAUUUAUUUUGGACAUCAGAUUCAAGCAGAUGUAUUUUUUUUCUUCUUUUUUUUCACUGAAUUGGUAGUGGAAAGUUGCUGAAAUCAGAGCACUGACCUCCAGUAAUUCAAAUCGUCAGCCACACAUCAAUCCUAAUUUACCUAAAAUGCAGGAUGCUUUAGGAUUUAAAGUUAAUUUACCGUCAAUUGGGGGUUUUCCCCCUUUUUUUUCUUAAGUCUUCAACUAAGACUAAAUGUUUUUCUUGCUUGAUGAAAAGUCUCAAUUAAUAAUUGCAAUGAUUAAGAUAAUAAGAAAGUAAAUCAAAAUCUCAAAACAUUAUAAAAAAAUAAUUUAAAUUUAACUUGCUACCAAAGCUACUAUUUUCCCCAGUAAAAUAAUUUUAUCAUUAGUCUAAUAUCAUUACAACUACCAAACAUUAAAGGUUUUCUGGAAAUUAAUUUAAUUACAAAUACAUGCAUGCACCUCUAGUCUGCUUUUAGCGUCACAGUGGCCAGGCAUCUCUUAGUAUUUUGGUUGGGAAACUUUUUGACAGUCUAAGCAUCUCGCUCAGAAUCAAAGAAUUCUAAAACAAAGGUCCACAGGAAAAAAAAAAGGUUUCAUUUUCAUCGAAAUAGCUUUCUACCAACAAAUUAACCACUAAUCCUGAACUCCUUGAAUUUUAAAAACGUAAAGUGAAGGUCAUAUUUAUGGAAUGUAGGUCAAUUCAACCUCUUUCAAUGAGAUGAAUAUGCAGAUCUCUACUCUUAGGCUACUAGUGAAGCAAAUCCUGUUCUCUCUUCUCUGAAAUAAAAACAAAUUUGGCUCACCAAAAUUUUUUUGGAAUGCCGAUUCUACUGUCUGCAGAAAAACUUAUGGAAUAUCUGUGUGCUCCUAAAAGUUUAUUGUUAAAUAAGAAUUUUUGUGCAGAUGGAUUUUCUGCUGUUGUCUACUAUUUUAAUUUGUUUUGUAAAUAUUAAUUUGCGUCAAUGGCGCUGCAUUAGUUUUCCGUGUACAUAGUUUUGGAUAUUAAUUAUUUAUAUGUUGUGAACCAUUAACUGCUUAACUGUUCAAGACUGUUUUUAAUGUUAGUGUGUAUAUGAACUGGUAGUCAAUGAAUGUCUGUCUGCUCUGAUAGUUUUGUAUCUAGAGUACAAAUCUUAUGUUUCAUGAAGGUUGUGAAAUGCACAUGCUGUAAUUUGAAGACAGGUUCAAGUCUUGUUGGAAAUUGUCCUUUAACGAGGGGAAAACUUUUUAAUUUGAAUUGGAAUGAAAUUUUACUUGCAAGCAUGCUCUUGUCCAAAAUCUUUUCAGAGCUGCAUCCUUGAAGUUUUACAUCACUACUAUGAUUAGAAAAGUGAACCAUGUAGUGGAGGGAAUACAAGUUUGUCGCAAAUUCAAAAAAUAAUUUUCAAGAUCAAAGUUUUUUAUUGAACAAAUUUUAAUCAGAGCUCUUAAUUUCAGACUAACUUAACUCAAUGCUGGCUUCUCAAUUUUUUUUGCACUUAAAGUGGUAUUCCCAACAAGAAAGGUUGUGUGGCCCUCAUCUUGACGAUGCCAAUGAACUAUGUGCGAUGGUCCGGGAUCUAUUUUUAAUACUUCUAUUUAAAAUACUUCUGUAAGGUUUUGCCUCAAUUUUGGAGUCAACAAAAUGGAAUAUUGAUAGCUAAAUGCAAAAAGUGUGCAUCUCAAUUGCAAUGAUUAAAAAUUUCCAACUAUGUUUCACUUCAUGCAAGAAAAACUAAUCAAAACUUUCCCUCGCAAUUUUGUGUGACUUCCAGAAUAAGCCAAAAAUUCCCAUAGAAAUUGUGGGUUGGUUUACCUUAAAAAAAAACAAAAAUAGCCAAGAUUUAAAACAUUGUUAAAGGAGAUGUGCACUUAGUCAUCAAAUGCUCUCAUUUUGUCAACGCACUGCAGGACAGUUGUAUCAAAUUUUUGCAGCCUAUAUGGACAGAACUUCUCAAACUCAGAAUAAUUUUUUGACACCUCUUUCUAGUACUUAAAUAUUUACUUUAACAUUUCUCUGGGAGUUCCUCUGAGGAAGUACCACCUUUUUCAUUUGACCAGUAGAGUUAAUUUUUUUUUAUUUAUUCGUAUAAUGAGCAGGCCUCCAAUCUGCAAGUAUGUGUGAAAUGUCAAUCUCUCUGAAGCUCUUUAUUUUUGUACUCAGCUUUUUUUCUUUCUUUUUUCUUUGUUAUUUUUGGAUGAUCAACUUACAAUCAACAGUUUUUCACUUUCCUCCACAGCGAAGGAAAUACAUCAUUUUAAUGAAUCUCUGCUCAAUUUUACAAAUGGAGCUUAUCAACCGAAUCCAAAACCCUGUAAUGUUAAUAUUAGUCCAAUGACAUUCUCAUUUUGUCCAUCCAGAUUUCAGGUCAGCUCUUUCUGCAGGAGCGUUCUGUGAAUUUUCUCCAUUAGAAUUUAACUAUUUUCCUCUUGUCCCACUGAUAUAUGCAUCACGAUUUUAAUCGAUUAUGCUCAUUAAUCGAAGCCUAACUUUGUAAUCUAAACUCGGAGGCAAUAAGGUCAAUAACUCAACUUUUUUGUCAAACCUGUCCUCAAAAUUGAUAGGUUCCUCUUUAACAUUAUUUCUGAUGUCACUUUUCUUGAAUUGAAACUGAAAGUGAUUCUAACUUACAAUUAAUUAAAUGUGAGAAUAAGCUGUAUGACCCCAUUUUAAUGGCACCAAAUCAAAAACGCUAUGAUUUUUCUUCACCUUCUUCAUUAUUGCACUGUGGAUGUGGAGUAUUUCAUGGGUUUACCAUGAAAUUAUUGAUAGUUAAUCAGAACUAAAUUAAAAUAGGUAACUUUUCAAGUCUGUUCAAUAUUGACCAAGAAAUAGACACUCACCUGUUAAGUGCUCAAAGUGACAGUAAGAAAUAAAUGAUCCGCAGCGAAUAUUUCUUUAAAAUUAUCUGAGAUCUUCCUUGAAGAUCAUACUAUAGCACUUGUCAGAAAAUUUGGCAGUUGCUUACUUUCGACUGUGAAGCGCAGUAGACUGUUUCAAGUUUCUGUGCACGGCAGCGGCGUUGCCUGCGGUCAGUCCUCGAUGGCAAUUGGACAAUUGCAACACAGUCGUUUGUAAACGGAAAGUAAACAACUACCAACUUAUCUGAAGCGAUUUCUACCAGCUCAUGAAUUGAUUUUCGACUCAGCAAAAAAAUAUUUUUUCAGAAAGUAUAUGCAACCUUAACAAUAUUUUAAAAGAAAUUCCGUAACUUUUUUCUAUUUGUAUUUUGGCAUCUACUCUUAAAUAGAUUUAUUCCCAUAGCUGUCUAUGAGAGUCAAUGAGGAAGGCUGGAGAUGGAGAGCGUUAGCGAUUUUUGCCCCAUGGAAUUUCCCCUUGAAUUCAGUUGUUACCAAAUUUUUUCCCCCUUGCCUUCUAUCCAUGAAUUGCUCAAUCAAGAAACGAAACGUACCUUUAUCCAAAGGGGAAAAAAUUGAUAAUUUAUUUUCAAUUUUUUUAGAAAUAUUUUCUUUUUUAAUUUUUAGUAGACUAAUAUUGCACGCAUUUUAUUAAUUUAUCAUCGUGUCUUCAUUUAUAUUUCAUACUUGAAUUUGUUUCAUAUGUAUUUAUUUAGGAGGUAUAAAUCUGAUGUUUAAUUUUUUUUCCAACUUUUCGGGCAACGGCCACAUUUUACCUCAUUCUUAAAUCACAUCCUUGUUAGAUAGAUGGGUCUAAUCUUUAUAAUGCAUUUAUGGGAACAUUUUUUUCUCUUUAAUUUUUCUGGAAGAAAUAGAAAUACAGCGAACUUGAUAUUUGGGUCGCACUAACUAGUGAUGAUAAAAUGCAUACUAGUUGCCUCUUGCGCAUCACUGAUGGGACCAAGGUGGAAGAGAUGGUGGUGUACAUCAACUCUAUGGAUUAUAGCAACCACAGUAGUGUUCUAAUCUGCCAUGCUAAGAGAGAACGCCUCAUGCGCCCUCAGAGAUUGCCAUAUUGCAUUUGAUAAAAUUCGAAUUUUUAAUGAAUCUCGUAAAUAUCUUUCAUCCAAUUUUCUCGAUAAUUUUAUUUACAAUUUUAUCCAAAGUAUUUCAAAGUUUGAAAAAAAAAUAUUCAUAACUUUCCCCAAAAUCAAAUAUAUUAUCGGAAAAAUUUAGGGAAUGUUCGAACGUUCAUACUUCAUAAAUUUAUUGCUGACCCAUUAAGUGCAACUUUUAAAAAAUUGUCCUGCCACUCAGAACUGACCCAUUUCCUUUUUAUUUUGUCUGAAAAGCAUAUCUGACAUAGCUGUAAGAUUAGGAAUGAAGUUGCCGUUGUCCUUAAGCAAGAUCUGAUGAAGCCAGUCUCCUCUGUAUAAAAUGUAGAUAGCUAAUGCCCAGUUGUUGUUUUUACCUGUUUUCUCUAUGUUCUUCUUAUUUUGUACAUUCUUGUAUAUAUUUUUACAUGGUGCUUACCUAAAAUUACAGUGUAAUAAGAAGUUCUCUAUUCUCUCAAUUGUAAUCAUCGUCAAAACGGAUUUCCACUAUAUUUUUAUCACUGUCAUUAUUUUUUACUCUUUGAUCAAUUUUGUUCUCAAUUAAUGAUGAUGAUUUUAAACUUCUUGACUGAAGAAUUGAAAAAAAAAAAUUGCAUAAGAUUUGGAAAAUUCAAGGCUUUUUCGGUCUUGCUUUUAGAAACCUACUAGUUGUUGUUUUCAUACUUUUAUCAAUAAAUUGAUCUAUUAUAA
Messenger RNA from Bemisia tabaci, 12466 nucleotides. RefSeq names its product cytokine receptor domeless (gene dome). Gene Ontology annotation, molecular function: protein binding. NCBI's taxonomy places the organism in Eukaryota, Metazoa, Arthropoda, Insecta, Hemiptera, Aleyrodidae. The record is from RefSeq and is a predicted model, not a curated record.